Lachancea nothofagi CBS 11611 is the source of this 1014-nucleotide messenger RNA. NCBI's taxonomy places the organism in Eukaryota, Fungi, Ascomycota, Saccharomycetes, Saccharomycetales, Saccharomycetaceae. The record is from the annotation of a GenBank genome assembly.
AUGCUCAACUAUACGCUGGCAACGGGCAGCAGGUCAACACUCCGCGCUUUAAGAAAUCCCAAAAAUGGACUUCUACUAAAAAACGCCAGUUUCAGCACCAAGAGCGUAAAGUCAAAUGAACCUGACAAAUUUGAGUCUCCUGAAGAAUUGGCCUCGAAGUCUCAUUUAAAAACGCAGCCCAUCGAUUUUCCAAACAAGGCUCCUGUAAAUCCUAAGAAAAAGAGACCGCUUUUGUCGGAUUCCAAAUAUGAGUCCAAACUAUAUCAGCUUCCCAAGUGGAAAGAAGCUCUUGGUGAAAUAGUAAUCAGAUCAUUCAAUCUAGAUAUGGAUAAGGUCAGGUCUGGUCCAGUGGCAGGAUCCUAUUAUUAUGCUUUAUGUAAAGAGCAAGGGCUUCAAUUCGAAAACGAACCACUAUCUACAACAGCCAAAUUUUUCUACCAUGAUUUGAAACUACCUCGCACUUUUUCUCAAUGGUUUCAGAUCACUAUAUUGCAUGAGUGGAUUCUUUUCGUACGUAUGCGAGCCAUGCCUUUCAAAUACGGUAAGAAUUAUCAGCAAAAAUUGGUGGAUAGAACUUUCACUGACAUAGAACUGAGACUUUUUGAUGAAAUGAACGUAAACUCUAGUCGUAUAGCUGACCAGUACCUCAAAGAUUUCAAUUCCCAGCUACGUGGUGCAGUAUUUGCCUAUGAUGAAGGUUUUGUCACGGACGAUUCUACUUUGGCCGCGGCAAUUUGGAGGAACUUGUUUGGUGGUAGAAAAAACGUUGAUAUGGUACAUUUGGAGGCAAUGGUCAGAUAUGUCCGCUCUCAGUUAUACGUCUUAAGCAAAAUGUCCGACAGAGAGUUCGCGAUGGGUGGUUUUAAAUUCGUUUCCCCUGACGAGACUGUUUAUCGUCUAAGCUCUCAACAAGAAUCGGACAUGAAGAAAGCUGUCAUUGAGAAGUACGAGGCUAUGGACAACAACCCAGAUUUGCUACCAAGCGACCGGAGUAAACUUUCAUAUGAAAACUAG